GGACCCGAACGCGUCGACGGAAGCCGUGGCGAGCCCCCAGCGCCUCGCCGAGGGCUUCCAGCUGCUCUUUGACGAGUCCCAGAACCUGACGCGGGGGUGGAUGGUCGACUACGCGCCCCUCAACUGCUCGUAUCUCAACUGGACGGAGGGGAUGAACAUGAGCAACUGCACAGGAGAGGUGUUCGAGGGGCGGGUGUUCCCCCUGCUGAACGAGACCGUGCAGCUGAUCACCCUGAUCUUCCUGGCGGUGGCCUUCGUGCUGGGCCUCUGCGGCAACACGCUCGUCAUCUACGUGGUGGCGAGGUUCUCCAAGAUGCAGACGGUGACCAACCUGUACAUCCUGAACCUGGCCGUGGCGGACAUCUUGUUCGUGGUGGGCAUCCCGUUCCUCAUGGCGACCACCGUCAUGGAGUACUGGCCCUUCGGCUUCGUCAUGUGCAAGCUGUUCAUGAUCACGACGUCGCUCAACCAGUUCACCAGCUCGCUCUUCCUCACCAUCAUGAGCGCCGACCGCUACAUCGCCGUCUGCCACGCCAUCAGCGCGCCCAAGUUCCGCACGCCCAUGAUCUCCAAGCUGGUGUCGCUGACGGCGUGGAUGAUCUCGGCGCUGAUGAUCAUCCCGGUGUUCAUGUACUCGAACAUCCUCAACGACCACAACGACCAGGCCAGCUGCAACAUCUACUGGCCGGACGCGGUCGGGGUCAACGGCCACACGGUGUUCACGCUGUACUCGUUCAUCCUGGCCUUCGGCUGCCCCUUCGCUUUCAUCUUCAUCUUCUACACGCUGGUCAUCCUCAAGCUCAAGAGCCUCGGCCGCAAGUCCAAGUCCAAGAAGCGCAAGAACCACCGCAAGGUCACCAAGCUGGUGCUCACCGUCAUCACCGUCUACGUGCUGUGCUGGCUGCCCUACUGGGUGCUGCAGCUCAUCCUCACCUUCAGCAUGCCCCGCCAGGUGCAGAGCCGCGUCAUGAUCAUCUUCUUCCUGGUCUCGUCGUCGCUCUCCUACAUCAACUCCGCCAUCAACCCCAUCCUGUACGCCUUCCUCAGCGAGAACUUCAAGAAGAGCUUCCUGAAGGCGUGCACGUGCGCCGCGCAGAAGGACGUCAACAACGCGCUGGCGGCGGAGAACUCCAUGUUCCCGCGGCGGCGCGGCGGCUCCACCAAGCCCACGGCGACCAAGACCCGCGACAUCGAGUCCAACGACGCCCACACGCACGUCGCCGUCAGGGAGGACGGCGACAUGCCCCUCUCCGCCGCCAUCCGCCGCCCGCUGGUGCCCAGGGACGACGCCUUCGUCAACGGAAGGCCCCUCACCACGCACCUCUAA
Molecule: messenger RNA, 1327 nt
Organism: Penaeus chinensis
Lineage: Eukaryota; Metazoa; Arthropoda; Malacostraca; Decapoda; Penaeidae
Product: somatostatin receptor type 5-like
Exons: 1
Coding region: 101-1327 (408 amino acids)
Biological process (GO): G protein-coupled receptor signaling pathway
Cellular component (GO): neuron projection; membrane
Molecular function (GO): peptide binding; somatostatin receptor activity
Source: RefSeq, a predicted model, not a curated record